GGCUUUUGAAAAUCAAAACAUCGUGCCAAAAGCAGAGGGUUAGUUAGUUUCAGGAUUAGGUUAGUUUACAUCAAGUUUCUUUCUGGUUUAGUUAGUUGGGGUUACCAAAACUCUUCUGGUCAACUCACCUGGUAGGGCCUUGCCACCGUAAGUCCAGCCAGACUGGACAAGAGAGAGACGGGCCCAAGAGUUCAAGACAGAUACUCCAGUUAGGUUACACGGGCCACACUACUCAUACAUGUUUAUAAAUGGCUGGUUGAGGGUGUCAUUCAUAGAAAAAUAAAGCAUGAAAAAAUCAGGGGGUAAACAUAAGAUCAGAAGAGCAAAUCAUCACCUAAAAAAAGAUUGUAAUCUGGACUUAAAUAUAGGGAGACUGGGAUCAUCAACAAUAUCAUGGGGUAGGGGAUUCCAUUUCUGAACAAUUCUAUAAGAGAAAAAAACGUCUGUGGGCUUCAAAACGUGAAUGUUGCAUUUGAAUCUUAAAUCUAUGGCCUCUAGUGCCAACCAUGGGGGACAUAGUGAAGAUGAUGGAGAGAUCUUGAAAAAUGUGGUAACAAUGUAUAAGAUCUUGUCUCAACAUUUUGCCCUUCACAGAGAACAAACCCAAUGUGGACAGCCUAUCAGAAUAUGGAAGACCAGACAGUCUGGUAAUCUGUUUUGUCCACCUGCGUUGAACAGAUUCCAGGAGCAUGUUUCAGCCCAGAAAUUCAAGAUUCCAUACUGGAGAUGUGAAAUCCAAAAUUGGUUGAAGAUCAGAGAUGAAAAGAGUAGACUUAAAGUUAGCCAAGCGAGUGACAGUUGACUUUAAGAGAUUGGUGGUAAUACCCCCAGCUUUAGCAGCUAUACAACUUAUGUGAUGGUGAAAUUUCAAUUUCCUAUCAACUGUUACUCCCAAAUCCUUAUGUGAGAAGCUCUGGUUUAUUAGGCUGCCAUUUAGAAGGUAGAUAGGAGUUAUGAGGUCAUCUGCCUGGGUGCAAUGCUGUCUAGCAAAAUGAAGAUGGACACAUUUACUAGUGGAAAACCUCAACCCCAAGAAGCAGCAGUAGAUGACAACAAGUCAAUAUUAGCCUGCAUGCCAGGAAGAGAUUGGGAAAAGUCAGGUGAUGAAGCUGAAGAGUGAAAUUAUAACUUAAGAUCAUUGGCAAACAUUUUUUAAUGGCAAUGUAACUGGGAGCAGGUGUGAUUUAUAAAGAUGAGGAAUAACAAGGGACCCAGGACUGAACCUUGAGGGACUCCACUUAGUACUGGUUUAGAAUAGCUAACAUGACCAUUUAUUGUUACUUUCAUUGAUUGGCCAAGUAGAAAACUAGUGAUCCAUUGCAGUAGGUUGCCUGAGAUACCAAUAGCUUUAAAUUUAUCUAUGAGAAUCUGAUGAUGUAUUCGGUCAAAGGUCUUAACAAAAUCAAAUAGAAUUAGAGGAUUAGAUCAACCACUUGCCCUUGAUCAUACCAGUAAGUUAUGUAGUCAUAAGUGAAUAGUAGUUGGUCAGUGACAGAACAGUUGGGCCUAAAACCAGAUUGAGAAUAUUAGAUGAUCAUCAAUGAAUCCAAACAAAGAUUUACAAAUAAUGCAUUCUGUUGUCUUACAGGGAAUGGGGUUUAGAUUGAUAGGCCGAUAGUUCAAAGGAUCACUGCAAGAACCUUUCUUAUAGAUAGGGUAAACAAGAGACAUUUUCCAAGAGUGGGAUAGGGAACCCGAUGACAUAGAUUUAUUGAAAAUGAUGGUUAAAGGAUAAGUCAGUUCAGAUGCGCAUUCUUUUAGGAGAUGGGGUGAAGAUUGUCAGGUCCCUUGGCGCUAUCAACAUUAAGAGAUUUGAGGUGAAACUCUACAUCUUCAGGGUGAAACAGAACAGAUGAAAUAUUACCAUGACAUAUCUGGUGGGGAAAAGGGUUCAGUGAUGACUCCACAACAAACACUAAGGAAAAAGCUUCAACAAAUACAUUGGCCAUAGAGUUGGGGUCAUCAGUUAGUUUGCCAUUCACUAGCAGGGACCAACUCUAGGUCUGUCAAGUUUUCUGUUCCUAAUGUAGGAGUGAAAUAGUUUGGGUUUGGUAGCACGAAUCUGGAUAAGGUUUUUCUCAUAUUUAAUUUGGGCGUUCAAGACUGCAGCUCUUAGAAUAGACCAAAUUUUUUAUUUUUCAUAAGUCAAGGGUAAAUCUCUUCAAUAGCACUUCCUUAAGUAUUUUUAAAUACCCUCUUCCCCAUCAGCAAGCUUGGGGGCAUGUUGGUAGGGGGUAGGCAAAUUUAGCAGAAUUUCUCCCAAAAAAUCUAUGGACCCCCUUAGCCUAAACUAGCUUGUGCCCUCCAGAUCCCUCUAGGGUCUUUACUCUAACCUAACCAAACCUAACCUUAACAUCUUCUCACAGGGGGGCUGUGCCUCCUUAGACUAGUGUAUUUACCCUAACGUAACUUAAAUAUUUUCUAACAGGAGAGCUGCACCCCCCCAGACCUCCCCUUGACUAAAUUACAGCCUCCAGACCAUCCCCUCGGAUCUUUACCCUAACCUAAAUAUCUUUUAGCAGGUGGAGCUGCACCCCCUUGACCCCCCAAGGACCCUGUGUAGGAUGCACUAAGGCCAGCUGCCAAAUAAAACUACAAAAAUGUGUUGGGCAUAAACUACUUCACCACUAAAUGUGUGAAUGGUGUACAUGGAAGCAAAUGUCCAAUGUUGAAGAAAAAGAAGUGUGGUCAGGAUUCUUGGCUUCUUCACCACUGUAUCACAAUGCUUAUUGAGCUGACAAAAAGAGUGAGUCACAAGGUAUGGAGGCAAAUAGUAAAGAGGGAGAGGCGGCGCAGAAUACGCCAAAAGACUGCGCAGGAAUUGCAUCUGAAGCACCAGGAAGAACAGGCAGCCCUCAUGCAGGACCCCUCUUACCGGGAGGAACUUGAGAGGCUGUGGAUCAUGGAGGAGGAAACUUGGAGAUUAGAGGAGGAAGAGGCCCAUAGGAGGAAAGAAGAGUGGCAACUACGUGAUGCUGCUCUUCACUCCAAGUUUCUGAAUGAAAAAUGCAAGAGGGAGUUUCAGGAAGAGCAAAAGAAGAAACAAGAGGAAAUGAUUAAAAAAGAAUGGGAAGAAAAACAGAAGAUGGAGGAAGAAGACAAGAAGAAAAAGGAACAGGAAGCUCUCCUCAAAGCUGCUACUGACAGUCUGGGAAAGCAGGGAGAGCAGCCAACACACAACCCUGAGCCACCUGUUGGCUACAACAGGAGGGACCUCACUCCUCCAAGACGAGAACCCUGUCCUUUCUUCAACAAAACUGGAACAUGUCGGUUUGGUGUACAGUGCUCCAGAGAUCAUGUGUAUCCAGAGAGAAGCAGUACUAUAUUGCUACCCAACAUGUACACUUAUUUUGGGAUGGAGCAUCUAGCAGUGGAGGAGAAGGAUUCCGAUAUUGGUCUGGAAUACUCCGAGUCUGAAAUUUACCAGCACUUCAGGGACUUUUUUGAGGACGUGCUGCCAGAAUUCCAGCGUUGUGGAAAAGUGUUACAGUUCAAAGUGUGUUCAAAUGCAAGUCCUCACUUACGUGGCAAUGUGUAUGUCCAGUUCUUGAGUGAGGAGGAUGCUGGCAGAGCUUGUGCCUUGUUCAAUGGGAGGUGGUAUGCUGGCCGCCAGCUGACAUGUUACUUGGUGACAAUAGAGAAGUGGAAGUCCGCUCUCUGUGGGUUAUACUGGCGCAAGCAGUGUCCUAAAGGUGGCCAUUGCAAUUUCCUGCAUGCAUACAGAAAUCCUGGCAAUGCUUUCUGGCAGGCAGACAAGGACAUGCAACCUCUUGCAAAUUCCAGCAAAACAACUUACCGCAAGAUGCCAUCAAGCAAGAGCUCCAGAUCAAGGCAUGAGAGGUCCAGUGAAGCAUCAAGUGAUAGAAGACAAAGUUUCCACAACUAUGAAGACAAUAGACAUGAAAGAGCUGCUUCUCUUUUAUCAGAGGAUUUGUUUCAUCGAUCAAGGACUGAGGGGAGAAGUGCAUUACAGAGGUCAGACCAAUCAGAAAGUUGUGGGAGGUCAGGCAGAUCAGAAAGAUUCGUUAGUGGAGUGGACAAGACAAAUAGAUCAUACAUGUCAGGCAGUAAAUCAGACACAUCAAGGAAUAGAUCAAGAAGAUCAAGGAGCAAGUCAAGGUCAAGAAAUAAAUCACAGUCAAGAAGUAAAUCAAUAAGGUUCAAGAGAAAAUCAAAAAGGUCAAGGAGUAAAUCAAAGAGCCAGAAUUCAAGUAGGUCAGAAAGCAAGUCUGAUUCCAAGAAGUCAAGAUCCCACAGGUCUGAAACAUAUGCCAAAGAAUGAAAAAUUAGCAGAGUCUAGUCAAAGUAUAAAAUCAUCCAGUGUGUAAAACCAUUUGAUGCAAUGGUUAGAAUGAUUGGUCUACACUCAUGGGUUUUUGUGUUGGAAUCCCAAACCAGGUGGAGACAAUUAAGAAAUUUCUCCUUUCAAUAUGUAUAUCAAGAAUUGGCUGUGUUGUAUUGUUACUUGCUCAAAAAUGUAUUUCAUAGUUUUAUAGUCUUUUUCCAUCACAUUGCCACUUGUAUAACAUUUUGCAUAACAGUUGUUAUGAAGGAGCACUGUGAAGUAGUUAGGGCACCAGCUAGCAAACUCUAUUUUCCCAUAUAUCUUUACUGUAUUAAUUAUGGUAAGGCAUCACAACAUCUUAAGCUAGGUUUCCAUUGACAAGAGAGCAGCUAGUGACUCAAAUGACUUGCUAGUUUGUUUCCAUGGCAUCCAUGUAGUAAGUGAGAUGUAACCAAAAAAGCUUGGAGGGUAUAAAAACGUAGUGGCACCACCUCCGAAUUGCAGUUGGUAUUGUAGUUUCAAUCACAUCCGGUCACUUGACUCACACAAAAUCUUGUGGUGUUUAAGCAGAAGUUGGUAGUCACAAGAUGCGUACUGACCACUAGCAAUUGUAUGAGAGUGAAAGAUAGCAUGUUGCUACAUGUGAUACCGCUGAGUGACCAGUGUUACCUCCUUGCUGUCUCCAAGCGAGUGUGAGCAAGUGAGCCAAAAUUUUGUCUAUUUGGUGUUCACAACAUGCUCUCAUUGAUGGAAAUCUAGUUUUAGUCCAGUGAUUCCACUCUUCCAGCAGGCUGGGGUAACUCAGCUUGCCAGUAUCAUGUAAUAAUUUUCUUUUCCGUUUUUUCAUUUUACUUUUGCCACCAGGUUCUCAUGUAAAGUACACUAAGCCCCCGCACUUGGCGAAUUAAUUAGUCCGGCGAAACUACCGCCAAAUGCGAACACGAGUUCUUUAUACCGUAUAAAUUGCCAAAAAAAGCCUCAAUCAGUCAUUGGUCAUUGCUUUUGAUCCCUAAAAUACCAUCUUUCGAGCUGAAAUAAAAUAUUUUGCCUUCACAUAUUAAUUACAACACAUGUACAAAACAGAACAAUAAACAAGCAUUUGUGAUGCUUUCCUCAUCUGUACUCCCGUUUUCCAUCUGUUUCCCUUGCCCACUUUCGUUCUUGCUGCCACCACCAUUGUCCUUACCCCCACCGGUGGUACUACCUGUUGCGCUGGUAGAGCCCAUAAUUCGUUUCCACACUAGCAGAACAGAGGGUAGAACAAGCAAAAUGGCUGAAGGGGACUCUCACACUGCGUUCUGAUAGGUUUAGAGAGAGGUCUGACAUCACAGGGGAGCUGCGUGGUUCGCCGUGUGGCCGCCAAGGGACCACCAAGUUCAAAUUCAAAUCGCCAAGCAUGCACUCGGUGGUCCAUGACCACCCUACCGCCAAAAGUGAAUUUCGCCAAGCUGAGAUUCGCCAAGUGCGGGGGCUUAAUGUAAUCAGUUUGAUAUAGAUGCUAAGCACAAAAUAAUAUGGUCUAGACUGAUGUAACAAGGUGACAGAAUGAAAUUGAAUAUAAACCAAGAAACUGUCAGCAGAAGCAGCCCUAGCCAGUGGAGUCAGCCUAUUCUCAUGUCAGAUGUGAUACGUGUGUGUUUUGAGUUUUAUAAAUGCUGAGUAGUCAACAUAAACUAGACACAAUUAAGUCUAAGCUAGUUUUUUUGUAAUAUGAGUGCUAUAAUAAUGCUGCAUAACAUAAUGAUUUUUCUCCAUUGCUUAAACUGAUGUUGAAUCAUCCUUGAUGGUGCUUGAACAGAAUUGAGUUGGCUCUAUAUAUUGAUUUUGUGUUGACUACUUCCUAAUACAUCACAUUGUCUUCUUGCAUGACGACAGGCAGUCUCCUCUGAUUGGUAUUACUGCUGACAAUUUUUUUGUUCAGAUUUUAUUCCAUGCUGCAUUACUUUGUUAUCAGUACACACAAAUAACAUCAAUUUAUAUUAUAUCAAUUAUUUAAUGAAGAUGAAUGUCCACAGCAGAAUGGAUAAUUUUCAUGAUAUUGGUUAGUUCCCACUCAGAGCUGCCCCAUCUCACUAGAGCCACUGGAACUAAAAUCUUAAGUGGCUGUACCACAUUGGGUACAGUAUUGUGAUGAAGUAAGAACUUUCUUCCAUUGUGGUGUAGAAAGAACACUUGAAGGUGACAUGAGGGAAAACCGAAUUAUUUCAAGAUUGGCUAAAAUUUAUUUACAUUUUAUUUAUAUGUUGAUACAAAUUAGCACCUUCACACUUUUUCCCAUAUUGUAACAUAAGUUCUUGUUAUCUUGUAUCACUGCAAGAAGGAGAGGUAGUUGCUGGUGAGGGAUUGCGUGACUGGUUUGUAAUUAUUAUUUGUGGGAUAUAUAGGAUGUCGCGCAAGUUAAGGUGCGUACUUUGGGACUUGUAAUUUUAAGUUGAAAAUACUUCAUGCACAUAUGCUGUUUUUUACUUUAUUUUUGCAAGAAAUUAAUGUGUAUACAGUAUGCAUGGAAGGUCUUGAUACCGUGGAGCUGUCAUUUACUUUGGGGGUAAAUCGAAGAGGCUCACUUACUAGGAAGGCAAGAUGUUCUGAUACAAUUGGAACACUUCAGGGAACAGUGAGAGAGUAACCUCAGCUGUUCAGCUCAUGUAGAGAGAGUGGACUGUCUGUCUUGUGGGCUUCCACCCAUCUUCUCAAAAUGCCCAAAAUUACUAUAAGCAAGGAAAAACAUAAGGAGAUGUUUACAUUAUACAAAGCUGGCCAUGACCUCCCAUUUCCACUCGAACAGGAGUUAAGCUGAUGACAUGGUGGGUAUACUGUUUCAAGGACAUUGGUGAGGCUGCUGGAAUUCCUUACUUCCUAAGUCUGGCAGGCCUUGUAAAGACCACUCUGAAGACACAUGCACUUAACUCCUGGCAGGUUGCUAAAAAGCCAAGGCUGACAGCAUAGGAAAUAGGGUGAGUGCAGUAGCCUCAGUAGCAUCCUUGAAAUGCUGCACCGACCUCACCCUAACUCAUGUUUGAGUGGAAAAAUGGGGAGAUCAUGGCCAGCCUUGUAUAAUAUAAGGAACUUACAUUUCUUCUUACAUGUAAUCAUGUUCUACAUGUUGAGAAGAUUGGAGAAAGCAAAAGUUAUAGCACAGAUAGCCUUGUCUGGCAGACCAGACUGACAGAUACACUCUCUCUUCAUUAGCUGAACAGCUAAUUGAGGCAGCUCAAACUUUCUUGCUAUUCCCUGAACGGUGUCAAAUGUUGUGAGUUACUGUCCCAAUAGCAUCAGAAUAUCUCAACUUCCAAGAAAGAUCACAAAUCCAUGCAUAUUGUAGAGAAUUAUGUACUUGUUACUUGAACUUGGAGAACUCACUCACUC
Portunus trituberculatus (swimming crab) is the source of this 7651-nucleotide messenger RNA. RefSeq names its product U2 small nuclear ribonucleoprotein auxiliary factor 35 kDa subunit-related protein 2-like. The coding region runs from base 2666 to 4282 and encodes 538 amino acids. Gene Ontology annotation, cellular component: spliceosomal complex; U2AF complex. The transcript has 11 exons. Lineage: Eukaryota; Metazoa; Arthropoda; Malacostraca; Decapoda; Portunidae. Gene Ontology annotation, molecular function: pre-mRNA 3'-splice site binding; metal ion binding. The record is from RefSeq and is a predicted model, not a curated record. Gene Ontology annotation, biological process: mRNA splicing, via spliceosome.